Molecule: messenger RNA, 1764 nt
Organism: Engraulis encrasicolus (European anchovy)
Lineage: Eukaryota; Metazoa; Chordata; Actinopteri; Clupeiformes; Engraulidae
Exons: 9
Coding region: 176-1312 (378 amino acids)
Source: RefSeq, a predicted model, not a curated record
ACCUUGUCAGGCACACCUUCUCACAGUGCCCAGGACAGACGUCAGUGUGCCAGGCUGCUGAUUCACAAACCUUUGUUUAAACUGCUUAAAGGGCUUAGGAAGAAGGGAAAGAAAGGGUGUUGAAAUCAGCCGUGAGUUUCAGUGACAUUUGGAUCUGUACCUGAGAGAACUGAGGAUGGUGCAAGCAUCAAAUCUGAGGACAAGACCGCUGUUUUGGGCUUGCUUCAUUAUAUGUGCAGAACUUCAUCUGGUCUUUGGUCAACAAUAUCUUGGAGUAAUCAGCUUCAAAAAUGGGAUGGCUACUCAAGAAUUUUACUUUGAUCUGGAGAUCACCAACCGGGGCUUCAACAGCUCUCUUCUUGAUCCCACCUCAGAAUACUACAAGACAACAAAGUUGGAAGUUGAUGAUUUGAUGAAUGCUGCUUUCAAAUGCUCUGAUUGUCUGGCCAACCCUAAUGCCUUUAAAGGCACCAAAGACGUGACUUUCCGGUCUGGGAAUCUCAUCAUUGCAGACAUGAUUCUUGUCUUCGAAUUCAACAGUUCAAUUCCAUCUGACUACAUAACCCCCAACAUAAUCAGCAUUUUUUUUAGAAGUGCUGCUGACAAAGACACUGCUAUUGAAGUCAACACCGAAUAUACACACGACAUCAUACCAGUGACAGUAGGAACUCCAACGACACCACCACCUACCACAACAACACAGUUAACCUCCAGCACAACUACACUCCCCACAACCACAUUCACCACUACCACGCCCUCCACUACACCAUCCUCUACUACUCCCAGCGCUACUAGUGCCACUUUCAGCGGCUCAACAAGUGGCCUUGAUGAUGUUACUACUGACCACUCAGCCUCAGCCUCAGUCUCAGCCUCAGCCUCCACUCUGUACACCACAACAGGGACAGCUUCGACCACUGAUAUAGAUCAUCUCAAGAGCAAAAGCGGUCCAGCGUCCGUCACCCCACGCCACCUCAUUGAGUCUACUAACACUACUGCUGCUACAGCAACCACCACUGCGUACCCCCUUGUUCCCUACUGGUUUGACUGGGUGCCUGGAUGGGCCAUCGCUCUGCUUGUAUUGGCCGCCCUCAUCCUGCUCCUUCUCAUCAUUCUCCUCAUCCUGCUGUUGAUUCGCUGGUGUUGUAUGGAUGAGCCUGACGAGCCAAUCAAAUCAGAGCGUCCAGAUCCCUACCACUCGCCCUACUUAUCCCACUCUGCUGCCAAAACACCCAUACUCAACAUGACCAAUCAACCCAUGACACCAGAGAAGCCAAAGGAAGGCAGAACAGGGAUGUAUGUGGUGAAUCCUUGAGGCAUCGCAAUACAAAGAUAAUCAGAACAACAAGCUAAAAACUGUGCUUGAGUCAUUGAGUGUCAUGACUGCAAGAGGACUGCAAAGGACUGCAGCAUAAACUUACAAAUGCGGCAAUAGACAUUUUACACACAAAUGAGAACUGUGUUAAUGUAGCAGAGAGAAAGAGUAUUUAUUUUUUGUUUGUCACGGUGUUCACAAAGUUCUUAUCAUUUCAUUAUAUUGUGCCUAAUAUUAAAGCAUUGUAUUUACUAACAUUCAAAUUUAAGGUAAUCGUCUUUUACUAUUCAGAUUAAGGUACUCAUGUGUGACUUGUAGUAUAGGAAAAUAUGGCAUAUGUCUGCUAGCAACCGAAUCUCGGGCCAAGUCUUUACGAGAAAAACUGAAAAAAAAUCAACUUUAAGCCUUGUGCUGCUGCUACGAAUAGCCUCGUUUCUCGUGGUUGGGUGACG